AACACUGUUGGUCGUAACCUCGCGUAGAGUGUCACGCUGUGUCUUAAGUCAGUUAAUCAAAGUCGUUUUAAGUGGUAAAUACCCAAAGUUUGACCUAAAAAAAACCUAAAAUUUUGCAAAAUGGGAAAGAAGAAAAAGACGGGCUUAGGACGUGCACUCGUCAAGGACAGGUUUUCGAACAGAGGGCAGAGGAAGAACGACUCCAUGCUGCACACCGCAGAGCUGAAUGACGGCUAUGACUGGGGCCGUCUCAACCUAAGGUCGGUGACAGAAGAGUCGUCGUUCCAGGAGUUUCUGUCCACAGCAGAACUUGCCGGCACUGAAUUUCAAGCUGAGAAGUUGAAUGUCGCAUUUGUCAAUCCAAGUGUCGGAAUUGGAGUACUUACUAAAGAAGAGAUGGCACAAUUCCAGAAGGACAAGGAAGAGAAAAAACACCUUUUGAAAAUUCCCAGAAGGCCAGAAUGGAAUGAGACUAUGACAGCUGAUGAGGUCCAGGCGAAAGAAAAAGAAUCGUUCCUCCUCUGGAGGCGAGGACUUGCAUCGCUUCAAGAAGAUUCUGGGAUCAUACUCACCCCAUACGAGAAGAAUCUCGAGUUUUGGAGGCAGCUGUGGAGGGUCGUCGAGAGGAGCGACGUCGUCGUCCAGAUACUCGACUCGCGUAACCCGCUCGCGUUCCGUUCCGAGGAUCUAGAGUCAUACGUCCAUGAGGUAGACCGGCAAAAGAGGAACUUACUACUCGUGAAUAAAUCGGACUUCCUUACACCGGGGCAGCGCAAAUUGUGGUACGAAUAUUUCACGUCGGCCGGCAUACGGGCCGUUUUCUUCUCGGCAACCGAGGCGGCUGAAAAACUCAAGGAAAUUGAAGAAGAAGACGAAGAGGAUAAUUUAAUCACAAAUCGACAAGAAGACGUAAAACAAGAAAAACAGAACGAUUCAGCAGAUAAAACGGCAUGUGAUUAUUCUGACGCCGAUAAUUCUGAUAUUUAUAAUUCAAUGGUUGAAAACGACCACCCCCUAUCUGAACAGUUAAAGGACCUGACUGUAAUGGAAAAUGGGAGAAAACCUUGGGAUUUACUCGGACGGGAGGAGCUCAUCGAUCUUUUUGAGAACAUCCUUCCAAAAGACUUUGAAACUCGCAUACCCGGUGUAACUACAGUCGGCCUUGUUGGAUACCCGAAUGUUGGCAAGAGCUCAACGAUCAAUGCCCUCAUCGCCGGGAAGAAGGUUUCCGUGUCAGCGACGCCGGGCAAGACAAAGCACUUUCAGACACUGUAUCUUACGAAGAGUGUCAUGCUCUGCGACUGCCCUGGCCUCGUCUUCCCAUCACAGGUUUCGACCAAGGCGGAGAUGGUACUCAACGGGAUCCUUCCAGUCGAUCAAAUGCGAGACCACGUGCCGCCGGUAUGCCUGCUCUCCUCGCUCGUACCGAGGCAUGUUCUCGAGAACAAAUACUCCGUCAUGAUACCGAAACCGCUGCCUGGCGAGGACCCAGGGAGGCCGCCUACGCCUGAAGAAUUCCUCAAUGCUUAUGCCUAUUCAAGAGGGUUCAUGACACAAAAUGGCCAGCCAGAUAAUCCGAGGGCGGCGAGGUACGUUUUGAAAGAUUUUGUACAAGGGCGACUGCUCUAUUGUGCUGCACCUCCCGGUGUUGAGCAAGAUGAAUACCAUAAGUUCAGAUUGUCAGAUAAAAAAGUGCCAUUUCCUACGCCGCAGGCUACACGGGCUAUACGGGUGAACAACGUAAAUGGGAAUGACGUCGACAGCAGUUUCUUCCGCAAGGACACGCCCGGCGUGCAUAACAAGGGUGUUGUGAAGAUCAUGCCUGACGGCGUACAAACAUUUGGAGUGCAGACGACGACCGGCGCCAAGCCUUGGAAAGACCACUCAGCCAAGAGGAACAAAAGGGAGAAGUUGCGCCGAGUCUACAGGCAUUUGGACGAGUGAUCAUCACGGGUGAUAAAUCGAUGUUUUAUACUGUACAUAACUUCGGGUCCUCAUGUAUGAACUAUCAAUAUACAAUCGAUUGUUUAUUUAA
Cimex lectularius (bed bug) is the source of this 2035-nucleotide messenger RNA. It is a transcript of the gene Ns3, whose product is annotated as large subunit GTPase 1 homolog. The coding region runs from base 121 to 1944 and encodes 607 amino acids. The record is from RefSeq and is a predicted model, not a curated record. Lineage: Eukaryota; Metazoa; Arthropoda; Insecta; Hemiptera; Cimicidae. Gene Ontology annotation, biological process: ribosomal subunit export from nucleus. The transcript has 8 exons. Gene Ontology annotation, cellular component: cytosol. Gene Ontology annotation, molecular function: GTP binding; GTPase activity.